Messenger RNA from Durusdinium trenchii, 1620 nucleotides. NCBI's taxonomy places the organism in Eukaryota, Dinophyceae, Suessiales, Symbiodiniaceae. The record is from the annotation of a GenBank genome assembly.
AUGCAUCAGGGUGCAGGCGAUCUUCUAUGUCAAAUUGCUAAAGCUGGACGGUCAAAAACAAAUGUGACCCGGAACUUGCAGACCUGUAUCUUGAAAAGAGGAGUGUCUUUGCCCAUUCAACUGGACCUUUGCAGGGUGAGGAUUCGUGUGAGGCGGCCUCGGGUGAGGGAAGUCCAAGUCUAUUGGCCGUGCCUCUCAAUGAAAUCAUGGGCAUCGGUGAUGCUCAAUACAUACCCUCGAUUCAUGUUGGGUGGGUUUGAUUUGACAGAGGAGUCUCAAUGGAAGACUCUUUUCUCCGGGUUUUGGCAAACAUACCGGGAGUUUGACCCAAACCACGACAUCUACCAGCACUCAGACCUGGAUUGGUCAACAGUGAUCCCAUAUUUGAUUCAUGGCGAUGAAGGACGAGGUGCCCGACAGCAGCCUUUCAUGGUUGAGAGUUGGCAGGUCCUGAUACCUUUCACUGGUCCUGCCAGUACUACUGUUUCUGGCCAUUCGUUCUGCAGCCGAAUGUUGUUUACAUGUGUGUCGUCCAAGCUUUACAGUGGGGAGAACACCUUGCAUGAUAUCAGUGUUGAAUGGACACGGCAAAUGCGUGGGAUAUUUGAGGAGGGAGUUCAGGCUGGUGGCCAUACUUUCAGGUUUUCAUGGUGUGGAUGCAAGGGAGAUUGGCCAUUCCUACGGAAGGUAUGGGGCCUGAAGACAGGGUUCACAUCGCUGCGAAAGUGUCAUUUGUGCAGCAGUGAGGAGUGGUGGAACUUCAGCGAUGAUGCACCAUGGAGGGUGCAACCAUCCUCAGCUCCUUUCAAGGAUGAAAGGUCACCGCUGCGGGAUCUGGCUGGGGGUGAAGACCCCAGAAAUAUUAGGCCAGAUAUUUUUCACACCUUCCACCUUGGAUUUGGUGCCGAUAUGGCGGCUAGCUGCAUUUGUUGGAUGGCUAGACUUCAAUGUUUCGGGUAUGCACGGAAGUUUGACGAUAUGUUGGAGCUUGCAUUUGACUUCUUUAUCCAGUGGGUCCAUCAGCACAAGAAGUACACAAGCUGCAAAGUGUUUAGCAGGGAUAGCUUCAAGAUGGACACGACCAACGACUUCCCGACGUCUUUGGGUGGAAAAGGACACGACACAGCAGUAGUUUGCAGGUGGCUUCAGCAUGCCUUGGAGCAAACAGAUGUUGAUGGUCAGAGUAUUCAGAUCAUGCGGUACACCGUCAGCUGUGCCAACGCCAUCUUUGAUAUCCUUCAUCAGAAUGGUGUGUUCCUCCCGGCACGUGCCAAGCAUCGUGCCAUUAUCCUUUUCAGGGACGUGUGUGUUGGAUAUGGCCAGCUCGCCCGGAUGGCAAAGAAUGCAAAUUUGAAGCUUUUCUAUAUGAGACCUAAGGUCCAUAUGUUUGAGGAGAUAGGAAACCUUCUGCACACGACAGAAGAAAAUGGUCAGACCUUAUCGCCUUUGACUUCAGCUUGCUGGUCAGACGAAGACUUUAUAGGUCGUGUCAGCAGGAUUUCCAGAGCCACACAUGGCCUGACUGCUACCAUAAUGACGCUUAGACGUUCACUUGGACUUUACGCUGCACAGUUUAGACGCCAGUUUGGUGGGCAGCUGCGGUCUUCUCACCUUGAUUAG